Messenger RNA from Dermacentor andersoni, 678 nucleotides. RefSeq lists its product as uncharacterized. Gene Ontology annotation, molecular function: amine binding. The record is from RefSeq and is a predicted model, not a curated record. NCBI's taxonomy places the organism in Eukaryota, Metazoa, Arthropoda, Arachnida, Ixodida, Ixodidae. Gene Ontology annotation, biological process: symbiont-mediated perturbation of host defenses.
UGCAGCGUCGAACAGCCAGCGAAGGUAGUCUUUCGUGCACAAGCUUUCGUCGGAAACAUGCGGGCGGCCAUUUCUUGCCUCUUGGUUGUUGACGCCAUGCUGUGGCUAGAUGCCCCACUUGCUGUGGGCCAAGCCAAGCACAGUCUACAGCACGACGUUACAGAUGCUUUCAAGGUGUUUGAGAUCUUCCCAAACGCCGUUGCUGUGUUUGAUGCAGACGAAGACGGAGAUUUAGACUGUGUGGUAGUUGUGCGGCAACACCUUGAUCAAAACAGCAAGACAGCUAGCUACUUGUGGCUGCUGCCGUCCCUGAACGGACGUCAAGCCGAAAACCACACCAACUAUUUCAAGGAAGGAUCAACACCUGACAAACCUGUUUUCGUAACGGACGACGGCGCCGAUGGUGAGAAAACGGGAAAUUUCGUAUAUACCAACUAUGAGAAUUGCGUCGUACUGGACAUCCCAUUCAAGGAGAAACAAAGCUGUGGUCUAUGGGUCGCCUCAGAUGCUGUGCACAGUUUCCCGCAGGAGUGCGUGGACCAGUUCGAGGACAACUGCGACAUGCCAGUCUCAGUGUUCGAUGACGAAUCGUGCAAGGGCGUGUUGGACAACAUCUAACGCACUAGGCAUGCUUUUCAAGAGUCUUCGGUUAUGUCUACCGAAUAAUAAAUCGCUGCU